GGAAGCCGAUCUUUUAAUGCAGCAUUUCCAUAUGUGACUUUAAUAAAUGGUAACAGUGCAAAAGAUUUUUCUCUUCACGAUGAAAUUCCCGUAAGCCAUACCCGUGCUAUUGCUGUUCCAGUCAACGGUGAUUUUAUUUUUCUUUUGUGACCCAUCAGUCUGGGGAAAACAGGGAUACCAAAUUGGAAGACUUGUUACUCUAAACGUUUUGUUCUUGUGUUGGUGGUACACAUUGUUCGGUGAUUCACCUGUGGCUGGUAGCACUGUCAAGAAAAGUGCGGGAAGUGCGUAGAGUUUGGAUUUUACAAGAAGUUUUUAUUUUGUAUCUUUAUUAAAUACAGAACCAGCUGAGUUCUAGGAAUAUAUGUGUACAAAGUAAGUUUAAUCUCAUCAUCUGAGUUUCAACAAGAAUUCAAGACGUCACAGAGCUCUUAAACUCCAAAUUUGCGGAGAAAAUGGUGCCAGCCAUGCCUGAACAUAUGAUAAAUGGAAUUAUUGUUAACUUCCCAUUUGAACCUUAUAGUGUUCAAUCAGCAUACAUGGAAAAAGUCAUUGAAUGUCUGAAGAAGAGAGUGAAUGGGAUGUUGGAGUCGCCAACAGGCACAGGCAAAACUCUGAGCCUGUUAUGUGCUUCUCUUAGCUGGCUUACCGUAAAGAAGGCCCAGCAACAGGCAGAGUCCCUAGGACUGUACAAUCUUCCAGAUGGCGACUUUGUGACUGGGCUGCAGAAUAAACUGAGGGAGGCAGCAGGCCCUGUGAACACAGCUAGGACUGGUGCCUCAUCAUGGGAUUCUGGCAGUACACAGAUUAUCUAUGCCUCGCGGACACACUCGCAGUUGUCACAAGCUAUUCAGGAGCUGAAGAAAACUGGCUAUGUGAACACAAAGGUAGCAGUUCUCGGUUCUCGGGACCAGAUGUGCAUCCAUCCUGAAGUGUCAAAAGAGGAAAACAAUAUUGCAAAGGUCAAUUUAGAAUCUGCUUUGAAAAUAAAUUUAAAAAGUCUGUGAGAUUGAAAUUUUUAAUUGAUGUUUUAGAGAUGAAUUGUGGAAGAAUUGAAGGUUGUUUCCUUGUAAAUAUUCUUCCAUUUUUAAAUCAUCACCACUGUAGCAACCAAUCUCAGUAAGCUUUUGUAAUUUUGAUGUGUACAAAGCAAUUAAAGGUGUUUUAUACCAUUACCAAA
Messenger RNA from Zootermopsis nevadensis, 1180 nucleotides. Lineage: Eukaryota; Metazoa; Arthropoda; Insecta; Blattodea; Termopsidae. The record is from RefSeq and is a predicted model, not a curated record.